AUGUUACCCAGCCAGGCCGGGGCCGGGAACGGCGCUGCCGCCCUGCCCCGGAGCUCGGUCAUGGGCAUGGCGCGGACGUCCUCCGGCCGGCCAGGUGCUGGGCUGCCCCGCGGAGUGAACGGAGGAAGUGGCGGGGGAGGUGACGCUGUUGCUGGAGGAGUCCGGGGCCCCGACAAUGGGACGGGCCCGCCUAGUAUGCAGGGGACGGUCAGGGGUAGCUUUGAGCGGGAUUGGGACUUAGGGGCAGCGGCGGCAGCGUCCAACAGUAGCGAAGGCAAUUCCGACUUGGCCGAAGACGAGGAGCUGGUGGGCUAUCGGCGCGGCAUGAAGCGGACUUUGGGUGACAUGGAGCUGGGGGUGGUGGUGGGGCCGGAGGCGGCUGCUGCUGCUGCAGCGGCGGGGAGCUACGGCGGGGUGAGCGGGCCUGUGAGCGGCGCCAAACCAGGCAAGAAGACCCGCGGCCGCGUCAAGAUCAAGAUGGAAUUUAUCGACAACAAGCUGCGGCGCUACACCACGUUCAGCAAGAGGAAGACGGGCAUCAUGAAGAAGGCCUAUGAACUUUCCACCCUAACGGGCACUCAAGUAUUGCUGCUUGUUGCCAGCGAGACGGGCCACGUCUACACGUUUGCCCCUCGGAAGCUGCAACCCAUGAUCACCAGUGAGACAGGAAAAGGGCUGAUCCAGACGUGCUUGAACUCUCCUGACUCUCCUCCUCGGUCAGACCCAACCACUGAUCAGCGCAUGAGCGCUACAGGCUUUGAGGAGACGGACCUCACUUAUCAGGUGUCGGAGUCAGAUAGCAGCGGAGAAACAAAGACUCUAGUGUGGAGAGGACAAGGGCAACUAACUAUACGAAGCAAAGUCUUCUUCUCAUGA
Molecule: messenger RNA, 876 nt
Organism: Rhineura floridana
Lineage: Eukaryota; Metazoa; Chordata; Lepidosauria; Squamata; Rhineuridae
Product: serum response factor-like
Exons: 1
Coding region: 1-876 (291 amino acids)
Biological process (GO): positive regulation of transcription by RNA polymerase II
Molecular function (GO): protein dimerization activity; DNA-binding transcription factor activity, RNA polymerase II-specific; RNA polymerase II cis-regulatory region sequence-specific DNA binding
Source: RefSeq, a predicted model, not a curated record